AGUAGGAGAGGAGGCGAGAGCACACACACAUACAUACAGACACACACACACUGUCUGUGCUGCUACUACACUCACAUCCAUACAGCCAGGUACAGUGCUGAGAGCUGCUGCUGCUGCUGCUGGAGGGCAAGGAAGAAAUGUGAGAGACUGCAGUCCAAUGUGCGGCCACUAAAUCACUACACGUGUGUCCAGGAAGGCCCAGGAUGAAUUUAUUGCAGAACUAGACAAGACAGGUUUGUCUGAAGAGAAUCCCUUGGAGUUACGUUACAGUGAUCCCUUGGAGUUACGUUACUAGUGAUCUGCGGAGAUACCAUAAGACCAUGGCAAACAGUAGCAAGGAGCGUCUCUGCGGGUCUGGUGCGCCCCUUGGUCAUGUCAAUGGCUUCCCCCCAUCUGUUUACCCCUUUGCCUUUAGUGGAGGGAUGCGGAGCUCACCACCUUUCGAAGUGCUUGCCAAUGGGAACUUUUUCCGAAGUUUCCCCACCGACCUGCCCAAAGAAAUGGCUUCUCUGUCUGUUGAAACGCAAAGUACCAGCUCAGAGGAGAUGGUCCCCAGCUCUCCCUCGCCUCCCCCACCUCCACGUAUUUACAAGCCCUGCUUCGUGUGCAAUGAUAAGUCCUCUGGAUAUCACUAUGGGGUCAGCUCUUGUGAGGGGUGCAAGGGUUUCUUCCGUCGCAGCAUACAGAAGAACAUGGUGUACACUUGUCACCGCGAUAAGAACUGCCAGAUUAAUAAGGUGACACGAAAUCGCUGCCAGUUUUGCCGACUACAGAAGUGUUUUCAGGUCGGCAUGUCUAAAGAAGCUGUACGAAAUGACAGGAACAAGAAGAAGAAAGAGAUAAAGGAAGAGGUGGUGGUAUCAGACAGCUACGAGAUGCCUCCUGAGAUGGAAGAGCUCAUUCAGAAAGUCAGCAAAGCCCAUCAGGAAACCUUUCCAUCUCUCUGCCAGCUCGGCAAGUACACUACGAAUUCCAGCGCUGACCAACGGGUGCAACUGGACCUUGGCCUGUGGGAUAAAUUCAGUGAACUUGCUACCAAAUGCAUCAUCAAGAUAGUGGAAUUUGCCAAGCGUUUGCCAGGCUUUACUACAUUGACCAUUGCCGACCAAAUCACCCUGUUGAAAGCUGCUUGCCUUGACAUUCUGAUGCUUCGAAUUUGCACACGUUACACCCCAGAACAAGACACCAUGACUUUCUCAGAUGGAUUGACCUUGAACCGGACUCAGAUGCACAAUGCCGGUUUUGGUCCUCUCACAGACUUGGUUUUUGCGUUUGCUGGUCAGCUUCUACCGUUGGAAAUGGAUGACACAGAAACGGGACUCUUGAGCGCCAUCUGCCUAAUUUGUGGAGAUCGGAUGGACUUGGAAGAGCCAGAAAAGGUAGAAAAGCUUCAGGAACCGUUGCUGGAGGCCCUUAAAUUUUACGCUAGAAGACGAAGACCAAACAAGCCUUACAUGUUCCCCCGUAUGCUUAUGAAGAUUACUGAUCUGCGUGGCAUCAGUACCAAAGGAGCGGAGCGAGCAAUCACGUUGAAGAUGGAGAUCCCUGGACCUAUGCCUCCACUUAUCCGUGAGAUGCUGGAGAAUCCUGAGGCCUUUGAGGAUGGUUCAGACACCCCUAAGCCAAGUGAACCUCCGUCCAGUGAAAGCAGUGAGGGCAGUCCUACAGAGGAAGAUAGCAGUGGUUCCAAGACUCCCUAGCCGUCCGCAACAUGCAGGGAAUACUGCCCUGCCACUUGAACGUUUUAAGAGAGCCACCUUGGCUUCACCCUCUGUUAUUUGAGGCAUUUCAGGGUGAGCCAGAUGAGCAGGGAUACUAGCCUUGCUUAGUGCUCAAUACUGCUCUUAUUUUCUGAUGCAAAAAAAAAAGACUCGCUCACUGAGAGUACUGGAAGGGGACUUCAGAAUACCGAACAAUACAACUCCAGAGACAUCAUGGGGCAUCUACAGAAAUGUGGGCACUGCAAUUUAACCCCCAAAUAAACAAUAGUACUGAAGCUAAUAUUGCUUUGAGGUGAACUGGAUAAUAUUAUGGAUAGCCCUCCACUUACUCAGUAUUUUGCCAAAGAUCUUGAUGACCAUUGUUCCUCUGAUGCAAAGACUCUAUGAGACCGGAUAAGCUGACGAGUACCCAAUUCUGGCACCAGAGAGAAUACCCUUUCUUGGAAGGGUUUAAAGCACAUUACUCUGUGUGUACAUAUGCAAAUAUAUAUAUAUAUAUAUAUAU
This is a messenger RNA of Pseudophryne corroboree (corroboree frog), 2226 nucleotides long. It is a transcript of the gene RARG, whose product is annotated as retinoic acid receptor gamma. Gene Ontology annotation, cellular component: transcription regulator complex; nucleus. The record is from RefSeq and is a predicted model, not a curated record. Gene Ontology annotation, molecular function: nuclear glucocorticoid receptor binding; zinc ion binding; RNA polymerase II cis-regulatory region sequence-specific DNA binding. Lineage: Eukaryota; Metazoa; Chordata; Amphibia; Anura; Myobatrachidae. Gene Ontology annotation, biological process: cellular response to corticotropin-releasing hormone stimulus; retinoic acid receptor signaling pathway; regulation of transcription by RNA polymerase II. Bases 321 to 1700 code for a protein of 459 amino acids. The transcript is spliced from 9 exons.